Cylindrotheca closterium is the source of this 2778-nucleotide messenger RNA. Lineage: Eukaryota; Bacillariophyta; Bacillariophyceae; Bacillariales; Bacillariaceae. The record is from the annotation of a GenBank genome assembly.
AUGCCUGAUCCGAUAUUUCAAGACGACACUUCAUCCGAUGAAUUUGAAUCCGAUGUUGGAUCGUCUUCCUUAGGAAAUCCAGAAGAACUGGAGGAACAACAAAACUUAUUGGGAACUAGUGAAGAGGAGGAGUCUUCUGAAGACGGGGAUGAAUGGGAAACCGAUGAUGAGAGCACUGACGAAGAGGAAGAAGAAUUGGUUCCAGCCAAGGCCGCUAAGAAAACGGGGAAAGCUGCUGCCGCUGCUGCAGCCACCCAAGCCCCACAGCCACAAGCUGAGAGUAGUGAAGAGGAAGAAAGCAGUGAAGAAGAUGACAGUGAAGACGAGAGCAGUACAGAAGAGCAAACCAACACUCUUGGUGCUCAAAACAAUAAUACCCCAGUAAUAGUGGCCUCCAGUGAUGAAGAAGAGGAGUCAGGAAGCGAAGAUCAUUUUCUUAACGAGCCCGCUGACAACAUUGACAGGAUGCAAGGUCAGGAACCAGUGAACGCAUAUGAUACGGAUGGCCUGGAAUCGCAAAGCAUGGACAGUGAAAGCAAUCGAAAAAACGGCCGAUCCACUGAAUAUGAUGAUGAAGAGAUCGAAUCUAGGGACGACGAGGAGGUAGAGGAAUCCAGGUGUGGCGCAAAAGCGAUCGCCAUUUGCUGCUGCUUUAUUAUCCUUGUGGGUGGAGGAAUUGCAGCUUUAUUUCUUGUUCCAGACUUGCUGAACAAGGAACCGGCUGCCACAACUGCUGUCAGCACUCCGACUCUGGAACCUUCCGCAGUACCAUCCGACAGCCCAUCCGCACCGCCGCUUCAAUUUGACGAAGAAAUUGCAGUUUCAGGAGACACACUCAUUCGGAAUGGAGCCCAGGCAGACAUGGAAUACGAUAAAUUACAGACCUUGCCAGUGGUAUUUGAUAGGACUUCUGGGGAAGAGGCACUCGCUUUGCUACAGUUCAACCUCACGGGGAUAGAUAUGACUCAGGGGGAUUUCUGGUUGCGUCUUGUCAGUGCCCAAGACGCCAACAGUAAGAAUGAAGAUGUCAUUCAAUUGAGAAGGGUAUUUGGGCUAACUGCUCCCAUUGAAAGUUUGUCAUGGAACCAAUUUCAAGCGCAGAAGACACAGCUGGGAGGCAGUGUGAGAUUCCCAGUCGACACUAAUCAAACUGUGUACAAUGUUGAGAUUUCCACUCUCGUCGUAAACACAACGGAAGAUGUUCUGACGAGUCGAAUGCGGCGGCGAGAUCUACAGGAGGAUGAUGGAAUGCUUUCCCUGUUGGUCGAAAAUUCGAGAAGCAAUAUUUUUGAAAAGCAAAGUGGAACCUUUGCGUUUCACAGUCGCGAAUUCUCCAAUGGAGCGUUGGGACCAAAAAUGUUAUACCUUUCCAGUCUUCCGGCAGCUCCUACUUCCAGUCUACAGCCAAGUUCUACACCAAGUAUUUCCAAUAUGCCAACCACGAGUAGCCGUCCAUCGACAAAGCCUUCGGCGUCUCCUUCGCAAGCUCCAUCAGUGAGUAGUCGACCGUCGCUGAGACCGUCGCAGAAUCCAUCGCUUGCUCCAUCCAAGAGUUUCAUGCCAACUGAGUCUCCCAGCCGCUCGUCGGCUCCGUCGCUGAGCCAAAUGCCAUCCGCUGGUUCCAUCCAAACCACACAGUCGUUCCAGCCGAGUGCUAGUGAAACACCCACGAGCAGUCCAUCUGGAAGUGCCAUGCCGUCUGCCAGCACGGCACCAAGUGCCAAUCCAAGUGUCGACCCAAGUAUGGCACCGAGUAGUUUUCCUUCUUUGCCGUCAGUCAGUGUGACCCCAACAUUAUCACAAGCACCAAGCAAGAGCUCGUCUCCUUCUGCGGAGCCAUCGACCUCCAAGUCUCCGUCUUUGAGCAAUGCACCAUCUAUCAAUGUGCCUCCAACAGCAUCACAAUCACCAAGCAUGAGCUCAUCCCCUUCCUCACAGCCAUCAACUUCCCAGUCUCCGUCUUUGAGCAAUGCGCCGUCAGCCGAUGCGCCUCCAACAGCAUCACAAUCUCCCUCGGAAAGUUCGGUUCCAACCAACAAUCUAGUCUCAGUCUCGACCAACCCCAGUUCCAUGCCGUCGUCGAAUCCAUCAGGAUCCAAUGCGCCAAGUAAAAGUAUGAAUCCGUCAUCCAAUCCAUCUGGAAGUGCGAAGCCUUCGGUCAGUGAGGCACCUAGCAAUGUACCAAGCUUGUCGCCAUCAAUUCUACCAAGUAUGAAUCCUUCGUCAAAUCCGUCGGGAUCCAAUGCGCCAAGUACAAGUACGAAUCCAUCAUCCAAUCCAUCUGGAAGUGCAAAGCCUUCCAUGAGUAAGGCACCGAGCAAUGUACCUAGCUUGUCACCGUCAAUCCAACCAAGUUUGAAUCCUUCGUCGAAUCCAUCUGGGUCCAAUCCGCCAAGUACAAGUAUGAGUCCAUCCUCCAAUCCAUCAGGAAGUGACAAGCCCUCCAUCAGCAAGGCACCGAGCAAUGUACCAAGCUUGUCGCCAUCAAUUUCACCAAGUAUUUAUCCUUCUUCGAAUCCGUCAGGGUCCAAUGCGCCAAGUUCCAGUAUGAAUCCGUCGUCAAAUCCAUCGGCAAGUUCCAAGCCUUCGGUUAGCAAGGCACCGAGCUUGCAACCAAGCAGUGUACCGUCCCGGUCACCAAGUACUGUGCCUUCACUAGCACCAUCCAGCAAACCGUCUGUGAGCAAGGCUCCAAGUACGGCACCAAGCAUAUCGCCUAGUCUUGCUCCAAGCACCAGCAAGGCACCAUCCAUCAACCCGACAGCCAAAGCCGCCUAA